Camellia sinensis is the source of this 687-nucleotide messenger RNA. RefSeq lists its product as uncharacterized. The record is from RefSeq and is a predicted model, not a curated record. NCBI's taxonomy places the organism in Eukaryota, Viridiplantae, Streptophyta, Magnoliopsida, Ericales, Theaceae.
AUGCCUGUACCACCUCCAGCUCCAGGGUGCCAGCCGGAGACCUGUACUAUUGCCUUGACCAGGGAAUUUAAAAAGAUGAAGCCACCAGUAUUUCAUGGCGGAAUUAAACCAUUGAAGGCCGAAGCUUGGGUCUUGGGCAUUGAAAAGUUGUUUGAAGUAUUCCCAUGUACCGAAACUCAGAAAGUGCAACUGGCAGCAUUCACCCUAGAAAAUGAUGCCAGACAUUGGUGGAUGUUAGUGCGAGAUAAUAAUAAGGAUGUUACUUGGGCUCGUUUUCUGGAAAUUUUCUAUAAGAAAUAUUUUCCCCAAUGUGUGCAAGAUAGAAAGGCAACUGAAUUCAUGGAACUCAAGCAGGGAAAUAAAUCAAUUACUGAAUAUGAAGCUCAGUUUACAAAAUUAGCUCGCUUUGCACCCCACAUGGUAGACACAUAUUACAAGAAGGCUAGACAGUUCGAAGGAGGUUUACGUGACCCAAUUCUAGAUAAGAUUAAUGUACUCAAAUUGCCGACGUAUGUGGAUGUACUUGAUAGGGCACUAAUAGCGGAGAGAAAUGUGGUCAGCCGCCUCGAUGUAGAAGUAGAUCCAGUUGAACUUGUUACAGGACGGUUGGCAUUUUCUGACCCAAUUGGACAAUCUCUUAUCAUAUGGCUCGUCUUGCCACACCAGAAGCAAGCACCAGAUAUUUGA